AUGGAGAACUAUGAUGUGUUGGAGCAGAUUGGGAAAGGCUCAUUUGGUUCUGCAUUGCUUGUUAGGCAUAAACAAGAGAAGAAGAAGUAUGUUCUGAAGAAAAUCCGCCUUGCUCGUCAGACUGAUAGAACACGAAGAUCAGCACACCAGGAGAUGGAGCUUAUUUCCAGGGCUCGAAAUCCAUAUAUUGUCGAGUACAAAGACUCCUGGUUAUCCUGUUUUGUUAAUUUAUUUAGGUCCGAAGCCAUUAAAAAGGCAAAUGGAGUUCAUUUCUCUGAGGAGAAGCUCUGCAAGUGGCUGGUUCAACUGUUGAUGGCACUUGAUUAUUUGCACACCAACUAUAUUCUUCAUCGUGAUGUCAAGUGUUCGAACAUAUUUCUGACUAAAGAUCAGGACAUUCGUUUAGGGGAUUUUGGUCUUGCUAAAAUACUGACUUCUGAUGAUCUAGCUUCUUCUGUGGUGGGCACACCAAGUUACAUGUGCCCUGAGCUUCUUGCUGAUAUACCUUAUGGUUCAAAGUCGGACAUCUGGUCCUUGGGAUGCUGCAUUUAUGAAAUGGCUGCUCACAAGCCUGCAUUUAAAGCCUUUGAUAUACAAGGUUUGAUCAACAAAAUAAAUAAAUCCAUAGUAGCUCCACUUCCAGCUAUGUAUUCUGGUCCCUUCCGUGGACUCGUCAAGAGUAUGCUUCGCAAAAAUCCCGAGAUUAGGCCAAGUGCUGCAGACUUGCUGAAACAUCCACACCUCCGGCCCUAUGUACUAAAUGUUCAUCUCAAGUCGAACAACCCCAGACGACACACUUUUCCCACUCUAUCAUCCGAACCAAAUUUCGUCAAGAAAACAGCAUUUACUGCAAACUCAGAAGCUGUCAAAAGAGAGAAAAGGUUAUCGUUCGGCAACAACAGGGCUCUCAAUCCAAGCAUAUCGGGAAAUGACCUGGACACUCCUUGUUCCUCUGAAAGAGCUCACAAAUCAUUGAGCCAUUCGAACGAGAAAUUUUCAGACUUGUCUAUUGGCAGUGUGGUUCAGGACAUAAGCGUGAAGAAACCGGUGAUGGCAAAGUUCUCAGGUGCCGCCGCCUUGAAAACCCCAAGAACUGUAUCGGCCAAGGCUUACAAUGCAAAUCCCAGAAGACACUCAUUGACACCAUCCAGAAUAUCGAAUCCUGGCUCAACCCGCGAAUUGCUCCCGGUUUCUCACACUCCGGCCCGAAAGCCCUCCCUCCAGAUGGCACGCCGGGCUUCCCUCCCUCUCUCUUCACGAGCCGCCCCACCAUCCCCUUACAAGCCGUGCCCGGCCCUUCUCGGUGGGGCCGAGUCUCCUGACGUGUCGGUCAACGCCCCACGCAUGGACAAGAUGGUUGACACCUCGGUAUCCGUGCAGUGCUCGUAUAACGGCCGCUCGAUCACCAAGGACAAGUUCACAGCCGUGUACAACGGUAGCGACUGUUCGGAGAACGACCGCUCGUCCUCCAACAACUCGCGCCUGAGGAAAUUCAACACCCGUUCGUACCAGCAGCGGGCCGAGGCUUUGGAAGGUCUGCUCGAGUUUAGUGCACAGCUGCUUCAGCAGGAGAGGAUCGAUGAGCUGCAGGUGCUUCUGAGGCCGUUCGGGCCCGAGAAGGUGUCCCCUCGGGAGACUGCCAUUUGGCUAACAAAGAGCUUCAAGGAGAAUGUCGUGUGA
Molecule: messenger RNA, 1680 nt
Organism: Striga hermonthica
Lineage: Eukaryota; Viridiplantae; Streptophyta; Magnoliopsida; Lamiales; Orobanchaceae
Source: the annotation of a GenBank genome assembly